CCAGUGCAUCCAUUCUCUUGUCGAGCCCCCAACCAUGACGCCUGUGUGGCUCGCGCCUGCGUCUAGUUCUGUUUUUGGCGCCUUGUACGUCAUGGCUUAAGAUCUUCGGAAAGGGUCCAUAAAACUCGCCAGUGCUGCUGCAGCACGCGCGUAUGAGGUUGUGUCUGGUCCUGGCCUGUUUUCUCUUGGGCCUUCUUAUUGGGCUUCGCUAUACUUGACCGCUUCGUUUCACCAUAUCUUCCCAUUCUCAUCGUUUGAGUUUGCAUUGUUUCGUCGUGCUUCUGGUUCUCCCUCUUGCAAUCAACCACUCUCACACUACACGCGCCACACCCGUCCGCCACACCUGCUGCACCCUUCCAUCGCCAUGCCAUUCUUCUCUCGCAACCGCGCGUCGGAGAAUACAACGGCCACGCCUGUCCCCGAACUUAGCAAAGAGCAAAUCAAGCUCGCAACCCGCCGUCGCAAAAGAUGGGCGCUGGCAACCUCCUUUUUCCUCUUCCUCACCUUCAUCUUCCUGGUCCUCGUCAAUAUCGCCGGCGUACGCAACAAGCCCGUUAUCAGAAAUUGGUACUUUAUUCGACUCGAUCUGAGUAAAAUCGUACCCGCUAGCGUGCCCAAUUUCGCCCUCAUCAACACUAUCGCCCAAACGCUGGGUCUUCAUGAUUUCUACCAAGUCGGAUUAUGGGGCUUCUGCUCGGGGUACAAGGGCCAGGGCGUGACCUUUUGCAGCAAGCCGACAACCCUGUAUUGGUUCAACCCCGUCGAGAUUCUGCGUAAUGAGCUGCUUGCGGGAGCGUCGAUCAACCUUCCUGCAAACAUCAACGACAUCUUGGACCUGAUCCACCUCGUCUCCAACUGGAUGUUUGGUCUCUUCCUUACCGCCACUGUCCUCUCUUUCGUCCUCAUCUUCGUCAUGCCCAUCUCCGUCUACACACGCUGGCUCACCCUCCCUGUCGCCAUUCUCGCCUUCCUCAACGCCCUUUUCGUCACCGUCGCGUCGGUCAUCGCUACCGUCAUGUUUGUCAUCUUUCACAACACUAUCACUGGCGUGUCAGAGCUCAACAUUGGGGCGGAUAUUGGGACAACGCUAUUCGCCUUCAUGUGGGUGGCCAGCGCCUUUGCGAUUUUCGCAUGGCUUGUGCAGACGGGGCUUUGCUGCUGUUGCGCGUCAAGACGAGACGUCAAGAAGGGCAAGAAGAGAGGUAACGAAGAGGCUUAUCAGAUGGACGCUGCUCCGGUAACCGAAAAAGCACCAAAGAAGAAAUAUGAGUUUUGGAAGCGUGGAUAAAAUCCUCUUCUCUACUCAACCAUUAUUGUGGACGACCAUUCUCCUACCAACAUUACUAUCAUACAAAUAGAUACACGGACAAGGAUAUUGUCACCGAAAAGAAAAGACCAGGCGUAGAUCAUAGCCAUUUUUUCAACUGGGUCAUUGAUGACCAGUAAUUUGGACCCCCAAAACAUUGGGGUUCUUUUAUUUUUUCUUUUAACGAGCGCGGCGUUGGGUUUUCUUGGGCAAAUCUUUCUGACAUGGCAAUACAUAGUGCGGCGCAACAUGGGCGGUUUUGCAUGUGAGCAUGACACACACAUCCCAGCAUGAACAUGUCUCUACUGUAGACAUAUACGGACUUAUAUAUGCAAAAAAAAGCAUAAUGAUAUCUCUGACUUGACAAC
Molecule: messenger RNA, 1674 nt
Organism: Bipolaris sorokiniana ND90Pr
Lineage: Eukaryota; Fungi; Ascomycota; Dothideomycetes; Pleosporales; Pleosporaceae
Exons: 2
Coding region: 365-1288 (307 amino acids)
Biological process (GO): fungal-type cell wall organization
Cellular component (GO): cell cortex of cell tip; plasma membrane
Source: RefSeq, a predicted model, not a curated record